This is a messenger RNA of Nezara viridula (southern green stink bug), 2999 nucleotides long. NCBI's taxonomy places the organism in Eukaryota, Metazoa, Arthropoda, Insecta, Hemiptera, Pentatomidae. The record is from the annotation of a GenBank genome assembly.
GUUUAUCCCUUGUGUAUCAUUGAAAUGUCUCCCAGUUAAUUGUCAUAAGUUAUUUAAGAUUGUUUUUGAAAUGUCAGUUUUUAGUAAUGAUGAGGACGUUGGUGUUUCAUCUGAUGAUAUAGAUCAAAUCAAAAGUAAUGGAAUUUCAAAGACUGGAACCACUUCUCCUGAAGCAUCAAGUACAACAAGUGAUUCUCCUACACCAACAAAUAGUGUUCAUGAAAAAAAUUGGUCCUCCCAUUGGCAGUCAUUAGUUUGUGAGGAACAGCGGCAAUUAUUGGGAACUGAAGAAGAAUCAUCUGACCGGCAAAGUGAUGGCGAGGUGGAAGGUGAAGUAUGGGAAAUAACACCUGAACAGAGAGAAUAUUACAAGGCUCAGUUUAUCUCUCUGCAACCUGACUCCUAUGGUCUUCUCCCUGGUCAUGUCGCAAGAGCAUUCUUUGAGAAAUCUCGAUUACCUGUUGCUGAACUUCGAAAAAUAUGGCAGCUGUCAGAUGUGAGUAAAGAUGGUGCUUUAUCUUUGGAAGAAUUUAAUACAGCUAUGCACCUAGUAGUUCUCAGAAGGAAUCAGAUACUGAUACCAGAUGUGCUUCCCCCACCGUUGAUUCCUGCUAGUCAGGCUUCUCCUCAUCGGGGCAAACAGUGGACUAAGUUUGUUGAAUCGCCCACAAGUUCUAUCUCAUCUCCUGGACCAAAACCUGUAAAUUUUGAUUUUCACAAAGCAGCUGUUGAGCAGGAUCCAAAGAUUCUGCACCCGGUAGCCCUGAGGCUUACCCCUGGACCAGAGGUGGAUGAAGGUGCUCCGAUAUCUGAAAUCAGACCAAUCCAAAGGCCUCAGCCAAAGAAGCAUACAGCCCCAGGUCCUGGUGCCAUUCCUCCCCCUCCUCUUCAAUCAUUGCCCGAUGAAAGUGUAUUAAGUAAUAAAAAGGAACCUCCCCCACCACCUCCUCCGAGGCCUUACAGGCAUCAUACAAGGAGCUCUUCAUUGGAUCUUACUAGGUUAGGAAAAUCAAGUUUACUCAAUAUGCCUCCAACUGUUCCACCAAGAAUAUCUCCUGGCACUGUCUCACCUCGAAAACAAACCGAAAAAUCUACGAGUGAAGGUGAGGUUGGAUUUGCAAACUUUGCCCAGUUCACUGAAGACCAAGGGAAACAUCAAGUAUCAGCAGGUGCUUUUCAAGUCUAUAGGAAACCAGCUUCUGAUACUUCAGAGCCUGGGAAUUGGUCACCAGCUGAAAUACCUUUGGAUGUUAAGGUUGAAGUGAGGGAGGCCCACAAUGCUGUUCUGAGGAAGCACUGCCAUGAACUCCAACUCAGCUUAGCCAAUCUUAGGGAAGAGAAGACAGCCCUUCAAACAAUCCUAGAUCAACUUGUUUCUCAUUGAUCUUCUGAAAUUUGUAAAAAGAUGUUAUAGCAUUUUUAUCCCUAGGUUUUAUGAAUAGUCUAAGGGUGUUGUACUCUUUCUAAUCAUACUUUAACAAAGUUGAGUGAAUUAAGUUGAAACUAUUUUAUGAGUACAUGAGAUGAGUUCAAAACACAAUAGGAUGGAAUCAUUGUUUUAUUUGUGUCAAAAACUUUGAAAAUCAGUAUGAUUAAUUAAUUUUAAUUAUGAAUAUUAGAAUGAUAUUAAGAUAUAUGUUCGCUGAGGGUAAAGGGCGCUCUCCUAUGUUGCUAGACCUUUUUUCUGUUUUUUUUUUUUUUUUAAUUUUAUUUCAUAUUCUGAUUAGUUAAUUAUAAUAAGUGACUUAUUUGGUUACUAAGUGCUAUCAUGUUAUUGAGUUAAUUGAAUGGAGUAGAGCUUUUUAUCUUAAGAUAGUAAUCUCUUUACAGCAGUAUUAUUUUAAUUUUAAAAACUUACAAGUGAAGUUUACUGAAUGAAAAUUCAUUUUCUUACUUGUAAAAUAGUUGUAGCCUUUACCCUAUGCUUUGGAUAUUUAAUACCUCUGAAAUAUAUUUUAUUAAACCUAAUUUAUAAAACAAGGCAUGUUUGGAUAGUGAGAGGACUAAGCUUGGGAAUCUCUUAAAAAUUCAUCUAACUUUUAAACUAUAUUUGGUAUUACACCUCAUUUUGACUUAUAUGGCCAUUGUAAUCACAAUCACAUUGAAACGCAAACAACUAUUUUAUAAAUUCUAGUUUAUCAAAACACCAACACUAUGUUACUUGUACCAACAAUUCCUGAGCCUUAGUUGUCAUAACAUUUUCUGCCUGUAAUAUGUUUCUUCGAUCGAUACCGAGAAGAAGCCAGUGUGGGAAUGAUGCUUAAGUUCUUUGUUAAAGGAUUGUAGUAGUUCUACAUGAGAUUCUACAUUUUUGAAGAAAUGUGAUAUUAGUUUCACUUUUUGUUCUUGAUUACUGUAGUCAAACAUUUCCUUCUUGGUGUUUUACUUGUAUUUUGUGAUUCUUAUGUUUCAUCUCAUGUCGCUAUUCAGUCCAACAAUAUUCAUAGAGAUAAAGAAAAGAUCAAGCUGCCAUAACACAAUCUGUAAACUGUCUUGGUUUGUAUUCAUUGAGUACAUUGUUUGGUCCUUUUGUAUUAAUCAAUUACUAAACGUGUUUGUUGCAUUUAGAAAAGUAUGUUAAACUUCUAUAUAAUCUUCAAUUUUAAUUUGCUGAUAAUUAGAAAGCAUUUCAUUUUCAAUUUAUCUGUGGCUCUUCAUCUAUUACAACAGAUGGUCUCUACCCAUUUAUGCAUUAUAACUUUUAUUCUGGAGCUGUUAAAUUUGUGGCCUCAUAUCACCAAUCAUUGCAUUUUCAUCAAGAACAGUAUAUUAUUGAUAAAUUUUGGGAGUUUGUUCGUCAUUUGUCUAAGAUAUUGAAUCACUUUUGGCAGAAAUGUAUAAACACUGUACAGUAAUCACUUAAUGUUGCUUAGCACUAUAUCUGAAUAACUGAUUGAUGUAUUGUGUAACCCAUCUUUAUAAACAUACUUCGGAUGCCAACUCUUGAAAAAUGAGCUUAAAUUUGUUUUACCAGCUUUUUACUUGUACAUAGUUAAUUG